Eruca vesicaria subsp. sativa (arugula) is the source of this 2315-nucleotide messenger RNA. The record is from the annotation of a GenBank genome assembly. NCBI's taxonomy places the organism in Eukaryota, Viridiplantae, Streptophyta, Magnoliopsida, Brassicales, Brassicaceae.
AUGGAUAAACCAAGUCUUGAAGAACUUAUUACGGUGGAGAGAGAGUAUCUCCGCAAAUCAAUGGAGAAACUUGGAGGUGGUGCCUCAGGAAUACUGUUCUGCGUUACUCAGUUGAAAGGUAUACUAAAGCAUAACGAGAUGACUGAAGCCAAUAUCAAAAGUAGGACUCAUGUGCUAGAGUCAAAGGAGAAGGAGCUCCAAACUCUGAGCUCAGAGCUUGCUAAAAAGGUUGAAACUUUUGAAAAGGAAAAGUCCAAAGCUAAUAACUUGAAGAAGCUGGUGGAAGAGUGUGCAGAAGAGCUAAAGUUAAAGAGAAAUGAGCUGACGGCAAAGCUGGACACUUCGUCAAGGAUCCAAAGAGAGAUCGAUGUGAAGAAGAAUCAGUGGCGGCAUCAUGCGGCUGAGAUUCGGAGGCUUUGCAGUGAGACAAAUAAAAAGAAGGACGAGUUGGCGCUGACUCUUGAGCAGGUUAAAGAGUCUGAGAAGCAGUUUAAGAUGAAGUCGUUGGAGUUGGUUUCUAAAGAGAAGGAUUUGGGACGUGUGAGAGAGUCUAUUGAGGUUUCUAAUUCUGAGCUUGAGGGGAGAAAGAAGAUGGUAGAGUCAUUGAACAAUGAGAUUGACUCCAAGUCCAAAGAGUUAAGGGAGAUCAAAAGACUGAUUGAGCAACUAACCAGUGAGCUUGUUGUCAUGCAAAAUCAGCAUGAUUCUAUCAGAAGCUCGGAGAUUAAAGAUAAAGAAAAGGAGCUACAUCUGCUUAAGAAUCAGUUAGAGUUAGAGGAGAAGAAACUUCUUCAGGUCAAGAGAGAAAUGGAAGAGGUGACAGAUGCAAAGAAGAAAGAUUUGGAGCUGACUCUUUUCAAGAUUGAAGAGUCUGGCAAGAAGCUUGCGGUUGUUAAUGAACAACUUGAGUCUCAACGAAGACAACUCGAGAUGCAGUCAACUGAGCAAGUUUCUAAACAGAUAGAGUUGGAGAUUCUUAGAGAAUCAAGCACGGGCUUCAUCUGCGACCUUGAGGGGAAAGAGAAGAGGUUACAAGCACUACACAACCUGAUAAAGAUCUCUGGUGAACAGCUUGAGUUGAAAUCCAAAGAGUUGAGGGAGAUUGAAAGAGAGCUUAAGUUCAAGAGACACUUGAGACAAAUGAACACUGUGCUUGUUAAGCUUGAGAAGGAGCCACAAGAAGAAACUGAACUGAUAGAUACUUUCACGCUUGAUGGAAUCUCAGCUUCUCUUAUGCGCCAUGAAAUCUCCAGCGUUCUUAGAGCUGCACCUAAUCCAGCAGAGUUUGUUCUGGAACGAGUGCAGGAUGAAAUUAGACAAGGAUCAACUUUUCAGGACAAGUUCUUGGAGAAUUUGGUUCUUAUCUUUGAGGAGCUAGCCAAAAUUCAAGGACCAGACAAGUCUACUCAGCUUCAGCUCCAGGCCACAGAAGUGGCAACUCUAUGGAAAGAGAAGAUAACUAUCGAAGCACCAAAAUCAGCUCUGGAGUCCUUGGCCUUUCUUCUGUUCAUCAUGGCAUUUAAAUUAAAGACACUGAUCAACAAAGAAGAAACUGCUUUACUUGCUUGGUCUAUUGCUCAAUACGAACAGGCUCCUAUACUCUUUGAGUAUCUGAGUAUCAACCUUACGAUCCGAGAGGUUGUUGAAGAGCUCAUCAAGAAAAGCCAAUAUAUUCCUGCAGUUAGGCUUAUAUGUUUGUUUAAACUUGAUAAAGAGGUAUCAUCAUUCUCCCCUUCAGAGCUCUUAAAGAAAGAGAUUAUCAACUUGAGACAUUCUGCCUUGGAAAAUAGAUCCAACGAAUCCUCACAGGUGAAAGAGAAAGAUGGUGAAAGACUAAGAGCUAUACUUGAACUGGUGGCAGAUUACAAGCUUGAAAUAGAUCUUCCAGGGGACCUCAUCGCCAAGGUCAUGUUUCAAGGAGAAAGGUCAGCCCCUGUAGCUCAUUGGUAUGUGGAGCAUGUCACCUCCUCAUCAAUUCCACAAGCUGGGUUGAAGAAUAAAACUGUAGUUUCAGGUACAACUUUGCCAGCUGAUGUUAACUCCAUCAAUGAAACAUCAAACUCCGAGCGUUCUCCAACCAUCCACACAUAUAUCAGUAGAGGGAACUGAAGAAAAGGUUAGACUCAUCAGGAGGAGGGAUUGCUAGCUAAUUAAAUGUUAAAAUAACCGUAGUUAUAUGACUCUGUAUGAUGUUAGAACAAAACUUAUUUUGCAUCUUGCAAGUCCUAAUGAUAUGAUCUGUAAGACUAACUAGUAGGAAACUAAACAGAGAGUGUGACUCUUUUCGGAUUGGUAGGUCUUUUGGUGUCUCUGGU